AAUAGUUGUCAUAAUAAAAAUGGUGUCCUGGAGUGCUCUGGGUCGAUCUUUCGGUGUAAAUCUCUUCAAAAACAACAUCAAAACACCAUGUAGUAUUCAAAAUGUAGCUUUUUCAACAAACAAAGCGCUAUGCGCUGGUCACCAUAAAACGUUUGCUAUGCAACCAUCCAGAUUUCAAUGGCACAAAUUCAAGGAUAUGUUUCACUACUAUGUCAUGGUAGGGUUGAUUCCUGUCAGUUUGAUACUCUUCUAUAGCAAUAUCUUCAUUGGGCCUGCUCAAUUGACGCCAAUCCCAGAAGAUUACAAUCCUAAGCAUUGGGAGUACCAUCGUCAUCCAGUUACAAGAUUUAUUGCUCGAUAUGUUCAUAACAACCCCCAGCAGGAAUAUGAAAAGUUUAUGCAUUUCAUUGAUGAAGAAGCUCAAAAGAUAAAGCUGCGUGCUUUGGAGAAACAGAUUAUAAAGAAAAUGGGUGAACGUCAGGAUUAUCAGGCAUACUACUAUAUGCCAAUGGUGAAUAAAUAUAUGCGCAUUGAGAAGAAGACUGGAGAAGAAUUGUUAGAGCGCGCUGGUGAUAACUUCAAAGAAUAGACGAAUUUCAAAAUGCCUUUAUGCCAUUGGCAUUUGUUUAUAUUUAGUAAUCAAGUGAAUUGUUACACAUUUCAAUGUAGAUAAUAAAUCUAAUUGUUGCAUACCAAUUGAUUUUUU
Messenger RNA from Achroia grisella, 706 nucleotides. It is a transcript of the gene ND-SGDH, whose product is annotated as NADH dehydrogenase [ubiquinone] 1 beta subcomplex subunit 5, mitochondrial. The record is from RefSeq and is a predicted model, not a curated record. Bases 20 to 589 code for a protein of 189 amino acids. The transcript has 3 exons. Lineage: Eukaryota; Metazoa; Arthropoda; Insecta; Lepidoptera; Pyralidae.